Molecule: messenger RNA, 867 nt
Organism: Canariomyces notabilis
Lineage: Eukaryota; Fungi; Ascomycota; Sordariomycetes; Sordariales; Chaetomiaceae
Exons: 3
Coding region: 1-867 (288 amino acids)
Biological process (GO): regulation of DNA-templated transcription
Molecular function (GO): DNA-binding transcription factor activity
Source: RefSeq, a predicted model, not a curated record
AUGUACUCUAUGCCCCAGCACGCGUACGCCUACGCGGCCCAACCACAACCUGCUCCUCCAAGGCAAUACUCGAAUCACAGCACAAGUAGCGCCUUCAGCAGCUCGGCCAACCCCGAUGAGGACUGGACCAAGAUUUCAGAUCUCGCUGAACGCAGGAGGAUACAAAACCGCAUUGCUCAGCGUAAUUACCGCAAGAAGCUGAAGAAGCGUCUGGAAGAGCUCGAGAGACGGGCGGGAACUUCGGAUGGCGCCUCAUCAUCGGGCAACGAGAAGCCGAGUCCACCGGCCAAGACAAAGCGCACCCAAACACCCAAGACGCAGAGGCAAUCACCACCGGCCCCGGCAAAGCCCAGAGCCCAGGGCCAGUUUACACCGCCAAUGAACCCCGACGACGAGUAUCUCUUCCACCAAUCCUAUGACGAGAGGGAGCGGUCACAUACACCGCCCAUGUUUGCCUACUCAACGUACCCGCCGCCGCCCGAGGACAUGGUUAUGCCCCCCUACGCUUCCGUUCAGGGAUACCGGCCCAUGCCGACCGAGUCGUACCCCGAAUACCUUUCUCCACCUCCAGUGCCCGUCACGCUGCCGUCCAUGACGCACUUUAGCGACGCUGUCAAGCGGGAACCUGGCUACGCCGGCGCGCAAGGGGAAGACCAUCUCCCAUACGUGAGCUACAACGGCUAUCUCCCCGGGGGAGUCGACGUGAGCGGCGGGCACCCCUCGCCGUACGACCAGAUGCCGCAUACUCCGCCUCUGUCGCACUCUUAUGACCAUUCGACGGCCUGCUCAGACUCGGGGAGUUACGAGUACCCGACAACGCCACUGUCGAUGCCAGGCUCGCCUGGUAUGGUUUCGCAUCAAUCUUGA